This is a messenger RNA of Ochotona curzoniae (black-lipped pika), 2469 nucleotides long. It is a transcript of the gene TMEM87B, whose product is annotated as transmembrane protein 87B. The record is from RefSeq and is a predicted model, not a curated record. NCBI's taxonomy places the organism in Eukaryota, Metazoa, Chordata, Mammalia, Lagomorpha, Ochotonidae. Bases 1 to 1653 code for a protein of 550 amino acids. Gene Ontology annotation, biological process: retrograde transport, endosome to Golgi. Gene Ontology annotation, cellular component: Golgi apparatus; membrane. The transcript has 19 exons.
AUGGCGGCCUCCUGUCGCGGGGCCGCUCGGCACCUUCCCGGCCGCCCGGUCCUGCCCGCCGGGGCCCGGGUGCUGCGCGUCGCCCUCGGGCUGCUGUGCUGGGCCCCGGCGGCUGUGGGCGCCGUGCCCGAGCUCGGGCUCUGGACAGAGACGGUCACCGAAAAAUCAGGACCUUUGAUAUUUAAGAAAACUAUGUUUAACUCCACUGAGAUCAAGUUUUCUGUGAAGUCGUUCAGCUGUCCCCGGCCUGUGAAGUUCACCAUAGAGUGGUAUUUGAAGUAUCAUACGUGUCACAAUGAACAGUCCAAGCUGGAAGAGCUGGCCCGGGAACAUGAAGACUUUUGUAGUUAUUUCAAGAACGUUGACUGUUGGACUGCAAAAUAUGAAAACUUGGAUUGCAGUAGUGAUUUGCAAGUGUUCCCCUCACUGAAUAAUAAAGAGCUAGCAACAAAUGUCAGAAAUAUUUCAAGCCAGGAAGGAUCAAUGGAUGUUGUGGCCAGAACACAGAGAGAUGGAUUUCAUAUCUUUAUUGUGUCUAUUAAAACAGAAAAAGUAGAUGCGAGCUGGAAUUUGAAUGUGUCUCUCUCCAUGGUGGGGCCCCACGGGUAUAUCUCUGCAUCAGAUUGGCCUCUCAUGAUUUUCUACAUGGUGAUGUGCAUUGUUUACAUAUUGUACGGUGUUCUCUGGCUGAUGUGGUCUGCGUGUUAUUGGAAAGACAUAUUAAGGAUCCAGUUCUGGAUUGCAGCCGUUAUUUUCCUAGGAAUGCUUGAAAAGGCAGUUUUUUAUACUGAAUACCAAAACAUCAACAGCACCGGCCUAUCAACCCAAGGUCUGUUGAUCUUUGCGGAGCUGAUAUCUGCGGUGAAGAGGACGCUGGCUCGCCUCCUGGUGAUCAUUGUGAGCUUGGGCUAUGGCAUUGUGAAGCCUCGCUUAGGAGCAGUCAUGCACCGGGUGAUCGGACUGGGGCUGCUGUACUUCAUCUUCGCAGCUAUUGAAGGCGUGAUGAGAGUCAUCGGGGGUUCUAACCAUUUGUCUGUUUUUGUGGGUGACAUUGUUUUAGCAAUUAUUGACUCCAUUUUUAUAUGGUUCAUUUUUAUAAGUCUGGCACAAACCAUGAAGACCCUCAGGCUAAGAAAGAACACUGUAAAAUUUUCGUUGUACAGACACUUUACAAACACUCUGAUCUUUGCUGUGCUGGCUUCUAUAGUAUUUAUGAUAUGGACAACUAAGACAUUUAGAAUCGCAAAAUGCCAAUCAGAUUGGAUGGAACGCUGGGUUGAUGAUGCCUUUUGGAGCUUCCUUUUUUCGCUUAUCCUUCUUGUAAUCAUGUUUUUGUGGAGGCCAUCAGCAAAUAAUCAGAGAUAUGCCUUCAUGCCCUUAAUUGAUGACUCUGAUGAUGAAGUUGAAGAAUUCAUGGUAACAUCUGAAAAUUUAACUGAAGGAAUAAAAUUGAGAGCCUCAAAAACAGUCUCUAAUGGAACAGCUAAGCCAGCUACUGCCGAUAAUUUUGAUGAAGAUUUGAAGUGGGUAGAAGAAAACAUUCCGUCUUCAUUCACAGACGUAGCCCUUCCAGUGUUAGUGGAUUCGGAUGAGGAAAUCAUGACCAGAUCUGAAAUGGCUGAAAAAAUGUUUUCUUCAGAGAAAAUAAUGUGAUUGGCCUGAUAGCCAGUGAGGACGUGAUCGGGACAGAGCGAGAGCCUUACGCAUGCAGCAGGCGCGGUGUUGUGGUGUUGCCUGGGAAAUCUGCAAGCAUCCUGGUGGUGGGAGGGCCCUGCAACCCUUUAAAAGCCCACUCUCAAGUGUCCACUUCCUAUGCAGUAAAUUAACUGGGUGUGGAACUAAGAGCGCUGCUCGGGUGCAGGGAUCCGCACAGUGCCUUUAGGCAGCGGAAGCAGGCCUGUGGAGAGGGGUCUCAGGCUUUUCUCUGGAAACACACUUGCGGUCUCAGCCGUUGCUUCUAGCCCCUUCUUUGCUCCCACUCACCUUUGACACCCUCUCAGUCCAUGUCCCCAGGCUGUCUGCUUGCGAGGUGCAGUGAUGAUUUUCUGCUACUUUUAUACUGAAGUGAUUAAGCAUUGAAACACAAGCAUGUUUCUGUAUUUAAUUUUGCCUUUUUUUUUUUUUUUUGGUCUGGACAAAGCCUUGUUUGUAAAUAUGGGUAGGUGCGUUCAGGCGUGGAAUUGGAUCUUCUCUGUGCCCAGGGGAGUGCAGGUGCACAGGGAGAGAGACCCGGAGGUCAUCUCCCAAGGCUCGCUCUGCCUUGUCCCCUCAGCCAGGCCGUGUGCACAGCUGCUGCCGCUCAUCCUGCCGGGGGCAGGUGCAGGGUGCCAGGCCUCCUGGCUUCCCCAAGCGCUCCCACCCAGCACACGGGAGAGGCACCACCAGGGAAUCUUGUGGAAACUAGAACUGUAUCUUUUACAAAAUCUCAGCAUAGUCUGUUUAUAAUAAAAAGAAAUAUUUAACAGCAAA